AUGGAUACUGUGAGUGAAAAGUCACAAAUAGAAAACGUACUAGAUAAAAUACUUCCAGGCAAGGACCUUAAUUUGGUUACCUUAAAAAGUGUAAGGAAAGAUGUAGCAGAUUUUUUGAAUGUUGAAGAAUCUUAUUUUUCUGAGAAUAAAGAAAAGAAAGAAUUAUUAAAAACUAUUUUAAAAGAGAAAAUUUUGAUAUUAUAUAAUGAACAACAAAAUGAGGAAAAAAAAAAAAAAAAAAAAAAUUCUCAGAGUGAUAUUUCAGAAAAGAAAGAAAAAUCUAAAGGUGAUUUACAAAAAAGUGAAUCGAAAAAUAAUAAUUUAAAAAAAAAGAGAAAAAUUAUUGAAAGUGAAGAAGAAACAAAUAUUAAUUCAGAUGAUGAAGAAGAAGAACAAGAAUUUCCAAAAAAAAAACAAAAAAAAGAAAAAAAUAGUAAUGUUACUACAUUAUCCAUAUUAGAAAAAAAAAAAAAAAAAAAAGGAGAUAAUGAUUCAUCUAAUAAUAAUGAUUAUAACGACGAAUAUGACGACGAUGAUGAUGAAGAAGAAGAAGAAAGUUUUUCAAAAAAAAAAAGCAAAAAGAAAAAUUCAACAACUUCUCCUAAAGUAAAAAAUGCGCAUACAAUAAAAAAAGAAAAAUUAAGAAAAAUUGUAUUAGACCUAAAAAUAGGACCAACCAUUUUUAAAGAUUUGAACAAAGAAGAUGACGAAAAUUAUAAUAAGAAAUUAGAAGAACGGAUCAUACAAUUCUGUGAAAAAAAAGGAAUAUGUUCAGAAAAAAAUAAAUUACCAACACCUACAGAAGUAUAUGAAUAUAAAAAAAGUAUUAAAUUAAAAGAGGAACUUGAUGGUAUUGAUCCUUCUAAUAUUAUAGAUACAACAACAAGACCAAGAAGGAGAAAUCCUAACCCUUACAUAAGCCAAUCAUUUGUAGCUUCGGAUGAAGAGGAGGAAGAGGAAGAAGAUAAUGAAGAUGACGAUGAUGAUGAAGUGGUACAUGAAGAAGGAGAAGGAGAUGAAGAGGAAGAUGAUAAAAAGAAGAAAAAAAAAUUAAGUAAGGAAAAGAAAAUUGAAAAAAAUGAAAAGGAUGAAGAAAAGGACGAUGAUGAAGAUGAAGAUGAAGAUGAUGAGGAUGAGGAUGAAGAUGAUGAUGAUGAAGAGGAUGAUGAUGUAGAUGAUGAAGAGGAUGAUGAUGAAGAAGAUGAUGACGAUGAUGGUGAAGAAGAUGAUGACGAUGAUGGUGAAGAAGAAGAUGAUGAUGAUGAUGAUGAUGAUUAA
This is a messenger RNA of Plasmodium gaboni, 1278 nucleotides long. RefSeq lists its product as hypothetical. The record is from RefSeq and is a predicted model, not a curated record. Lineage: Eukaryota; Apicomplexa; Aconoidasida; Haemosporida; Plasmodiidae. The transcript is spliced from 2 exons. Bases 1 to 1278 code for a protein of 425 amino acids.